This is a messenger RNA of Nicotiana attenuata, 988 nucleotides long. RefSeq lists its product as uncharacterized. The coding region runs from base 279 to 881 and encodes 200 amino acids. Lineage: Eukaryota; Viridiplantae; Streptophyta; Magnoliopsida; Solanales; Solanaceae. The record is from RefSeq and is a predicted model, not a curated record. The transcript has 4 exons.
AAAAGCAAAGAAAAUUUCUUCGCCCUCCCGGCUUUUACUGUUCCCAAUCCUAUAAUAUGGCGGACACGCAAACUAGCAGAGAAACUACCCAUCUUAUAUUGCUAUUUUCUCCUUCCAAUUAAAGGUAAAUAUCCAAUUCACAAAUAUAAUAAACAAACAUUCCUCUGAUUAUUUGGAGAGAAGACUAGAAGUACUCUAUAGCUGAAAACAAGCUCAACUUCUAUCCAAGAAAACACACAAGUAAGAGAAGAAUUCAGAAAGGCUUAGAGGGGUUGAAUAUGGAUGUAAAGAAAAUUGUGGUAAUCGUAGAAGAUGUGGAAAUAGCAAAAACUGCACUCCAAUGGACUCUUCACAAUCUCUUACGAUAUGGGGAUAUACUCAUCCUUUUACAUGUUUUCCCUAUCACAAAAUCAAGGAGCAAGAAAAAGCUGAAGAUUUUACGACUCAAAGGUUUUCAAUUGGCUCUCUCCUUCUAUGACCUCUGCAAAAAAUUUCUCAAUACCAAGACAGAAAUUGUGGUUACACAAGGGGAUCAAGAUGGUGGAAAGAUUGCUGACGUGGUAAGGGAAAUUGGUGUUUCUACUGUUGUUGCUGGACUUCAUGAUCAGAGCUUUCUUUACAGGUUGGCCAUGACCCACAACCACAUUGCAAGAAAUUUGAAUUGCAAAGUAGUAGGCAUCAAACAACCAACACCACCUAUGGCCACAAAGACAAGAACCAUUUCUUUUCAUGAUACUUCAACCAACAUGGACUUCUCACAGAUUGAAAUUGAUGCGCUGAGUGUCCCAGAAGUUAAUCCACCAAAAAUUCCGUACCAAGUUUGUCCAGAUCCUCAUUCUAUCAUUUGGAGAUCAGGAAAAUCAAGAAGAUGGGAAACAUGACAUUAAAUCAAGCAAAUAUUUGUCAUUUCAAUGGGGAAUCCAUGUAUAAUUUUUUCCACCAUGUAUUUUGUGAUAGCAAAAAUGACUAUACAUUUUUUGAUUUGACA